AUGGCUUCCCAGAGUCGCACCUUGCCAGUGCUCGUGGCCGCGGCUUGCUGCGUUGCCGUGCUUCGCAGCUUCUGCGCACCGAGCCAGCCAACCUUCGUUGCGCCUCAACAGAGUGUUCACAUGGGCUGCCAGGCCUUGUCGGGUGGUGCUCUGGCCUCCGGCAAUGUGCCUGCCAUCGUCAACACGGUGCCAGCUCGUCCUGGUGUGCCCGCCCACUUCAAGGUGACACUCGAGACUCCAGAUGGUACCCAGUCCUUUGCAACAUGGCAGCACUCCACAGCAGUUUUGUAA
Molecule: messenger RNA, 291 nt
Organism: Symbiodinium necroappetens
Lineage: Eukaryota; Dinophyceae; Suessiales; Symbiodiniaceae
Source: the annotation of a GenBank genome assembly